Molecule: messenger RNA, 5940 nt
Organism: Brienomyrus brachyistius
Lineage: Eukaryota; Metazoa; Chordata; Actinopteri; Osteoglossiformes; Mormyridae
Gene: sema7a
Product: semaphorin 7A
Exons: 14
Coding region: 227-2137 (636 amino acids)
Biological process (GO): negative chemotaxis; negative regulation of axon extension involved in axon guidance; positive regulation of cell migration
Molecular function (GO): semaphorin receptor binding; chemorepellent activity; integrin binding
Source: RefSeq, a predicted model, not a curated record
GCACCCUGUAGCACCGCCCCCUCCUGCUCAGCGCAGACACGCAUCGGGUGGGAAAAAAAGCGGCUCUGACUCCGGCUCACAGGCAGGAGCCGGCUCCGAUCGUUCACUUCAAAGAGCCGGCUCCGAGAGCCGUUUCGUUCGCGACCGACACAUCACUACCGUCUGUUCUGCGUAUCUAAAGCUAUACUAAAUAAUCGUACAACUAUAUUAAAUAUUGGUAAAUAUCAUGAAGGAAAUCAUAUUGACUUUUCUCUCUGUUUUAACCUCACGUUUUUGUGCUUCUUUCACGGAUUACGAACCCAGACUCAUCUUGCAUCAAGCCAGUGCUGACAGACUGCAAUACCAUGGAACACAGAACAACACAGUAUUAUUUCAUAAGGAGGGACGUGAUGAUAUAUAUAUCGGAGUAAAGGAUGCGGUUUUAAGGAUAAGCUUAGAGCAGAAGCGCAUUAUGCAGUCCUUUUCACUUUGCCCAAGGAAAGGACAAAAUUGGAAUGAGACUUCUUGCGGCUACAUAACUACCGUAAUCCAGCAGUUCGAGGAUAGCCUGUUUGUAUGUGGCACUGAUGGACACAAGCCUCAAUGUUGGAAGCUGUACCUUCCUGCAGAAAAUCAAACUAGCGGUAUUUCUGCGAGUUUCAGUGGCAGAGGGAUUUCACCAUAUUCCGGGUCUCAAAACUUCCUAACACUCGUAGUCGAUGGUGACCUGUAUGCUGCAGCACCUCUGAACAGGGAUGGCAGCCUCUUACAGUUCCGUAGAAACCGUGGAAAAAGGAAAAACACCUGGAUGCAUGACAAAUGGGUGCUGGAACCUACUUUUAUAUCUGCUGCCUGGAUUAAGCGCAAGGAUGACCCAGAAAAUGAGAAGAUAUACAUUUUCUUCCGUGAGAAGAACUCUGACAGCAACCCAGAAGCUGACCCAUGGAUCUCGAGAAUUGCUCAAGUGUGCAAGGUGGAUGAAGGUGGGCCAAAGAGGUUCUUUCAGAACACUUGGACAUCAUUCCUUAAGGCCCGGCUCAUCUGUGGGAUCCCAGAGGAAUCACUGUAUUUCAACCGUCUGCAGGACAUUUUUCUACAAGAGGCUGAUGACUGGAGGGACAGCAGGGUUUUUGUACUGUUCACAAGCAGUUGGAACUCCUCUGCUGUUUGUAUAUAUUCACUAUUUGACAUCGCCAGAGUCUUUCAGAAUUCCAGUUUCAAAGACUUUCAUGAAAACAUUCCGAAUCCAAGACCAGGAAUGUGUGUGGCAGACAGCAGGCAGCUUCCAGGGGAAACCCUCAGUGUUGUUAAAAAUCAUGCGGAGAUGGAUGAGUGGAUCCAGCCAAUCAACAAGCAAAGGCCCUUUUACAUCAGCAGCCUGAAGUAUAUAAAGAUUGCUGUAGACAGAGUCAUGGGGGCAAACAGUGAACUGUACAACGUGCUGUUCCUCGUCACUGAAAACAGUAUUCGGAAAGUCUUAGAGCAUAACUCCAAACCCUUUAUAAUCUCAGAAACUUUUCUUCCAAACCACGUGGGACAUAUUCAGACUAUACAACUUGAUUCUAAGAAGAGGAAACUCUUGGUAGGGGUACUGGACGAGCUGGUGCUGGUGGACCUGCAGAGUUGUCAGAAUUACAACCAGUCUUGUGAAGACUGUGUUUUGGCUCGGGACCCGUACUGCGCAUGGACGAAGGCUGGGUGCAUUCCUGUAGACAACACUGAACGGGGAAACAUUCAGGAUGUUGCUGGUGGUAUAACAGAAAUCUGUCACAGUAAAGGUUCAAAGACACAUCGAAAGAAACGUGACACGCUGGAGAUGCCAUCGUGUGACGUACCCCAGGCCACUUACGCCGUUCCGCUGCAUUUGCCCUUUUACCUCUCCUGCCCCAUACACUCUCAUCAUGCUACAUACAUCUGGGAGCACAACAACCAGAGCGGCCAGUGCCAACAGGCUCAGUCUGCCUGCUUGCAGCUUAUUGCCGCUGUGAAGGAAGAUAGUUAUGGAACAUAUGAGUGUUAUUCUAAGGAACGGGAUUAUACCCGAUGUGUAAAAGCCUAUAAGUUAGUCCCCAAAUUAGACAACACAGCCACGUCCGUUUCAGCACAGGGGGCUGCCAUGACUUUCACUGUUUCAUUAAUUUUUGCGCUCUGCCUCUAAAGAUGAUUUCUUAUCACGGUUAGAUGCAACCCCAGGCAAAUUGCAAGCAUCUCCUCCCUUGUUCCUAAGACUUUUUACUCAGGUCAUGUUCUAGUCUCAAACAGCAAAACCGUGGGUGAUUAAGCAUUAAUUCCACAGGCCUUGGCUUGGCUGUGAACCAUAUUAUCACUCAAACUGAUAAGAACUCUCAAACCAUACAGCUAACCCACUUUCUUUACUUCUGUGCUGUGCCUAUUGAUAAUGAUCGAUAUUAUUAUUCCAGCGGCGCAUGUCCGCUUCUUAAAAGGCGCAUAUCAGUGACUGAACUGGGGAGCUCAAGACAGGGAGGCACUAUCGCUGAUGAGGGAGAGGACAAGAGGUAACUGGGGUGAUCUACACAAGGGAUGUAACGAGAGGCAAGAUUAAACAAGUAAACAGGUGUGGCUCAUUAGCACCACACAAUGGAGGGAACAAGGGGGAAGGAAUGCAGGGUUUGACAGUACCCCCUCAAUGCAUGCACUGUGGGCAUGCUAGGCAGAUCGGAGAGGGGGCCUCCAGGGACCGAGCAGAUCAAGGGACCGAAGGGUCCCAGCACCAAGGUAAACGACAGAUAAAGCACUAUAACACCAAACAUGAUAGGGGUAGAGACCCAGGGACCGACAUGUGAUGAAAUAGGACCCAGGACAGACAAGACAAGACCACAAAGGAGUAGGAGAACAGGUCACAAUUGGGUAAGGGAGAACAAGGACCGGGACUAAAACACAACUGAACACCAUUGAGACACACAGGGCACAUACCAGGGCAAACAUGACACUCAGACAGUAAAAGUACUGUCAGGCACAAACAAGAACCAAACACGGGCAAGAAACCAGACAAGAUGGGGAACGCGGGACAUGACUGACACACAAACCAACACAGGGCAGUCAAGUAAAGGGUCACCAGAGCCAGGGACAGACCAACAAGGGGGAACCAUGAGCUCGGGAGGAGACAAGGCAGGAUAGGGGACUGAGGCAGGAACUGAGGCAGGGCAGGGCGAGGGAAUCAACACGGGGAACUAAUAAUGGGAAUGGGCCUUGGGAGAAUAAAGGCAGGACAGGACCUUAGGGCAAAAACUUAACCGAAGCGUAAGGGGACAGGACUGAGCUAGCGGUUCAACCCAGGGCUGGCAGAGAUUGGCAGGCGCAUCUCUGGAGACGGGUGGAGAUCGGACAGGGCCUCAGGAGGAAGAGAGGGCUUGGAAAGGAUCUGGGGAGGCAGGCCAAGCUCAGACACCUCAGGAGUCAGGCAGAGCUCUACCACCUCUGGGCACAGGCAGGGAACUUCGGGGAACUGGUGGAGAAUUUCAGGAGAUGGAUGAAGUUUCAAUCCCUCAUGAGACAGGUGGAGCUCAGGCACCUCAGGACAUGGACUGGGAACCGUAGGAAAAAAGCAAGGCUCAACUGGGUCUCCUGGGCAGGGCACCGGCUCCGCUCUUGUCCUCAGUCUCCACUUUCUGUGACGGCAUCUAACAGAGGACUUCGGAGAACCAACAGGCAGAUUGGCGGCCAGCCACGGAGACAAGGGGAACUCAGCAUGCACCUCAGGGGACAGGCAGAGCUCCUCAGUGAACUGGUGGAGCUCAAACACCUCAGGGGACAGGCAGAGCGACUCUGGAGGAACGUAGGACACGGUGGGGAUUUCAGGAGAAAGGUGGAGCUCCCACGCCCCUGGAGUUGGGCGGAGCUCAUUGCGGCUCUCAGACGGGCGAGGGCAAGGAGUCAGCAUCCAGGAGGUCUGUGCUGGUCAGCAGAGCCGGGGAUUUGGCAGCGGGGAUACCACUCAGAACGGGAAUGUUAGGCUCAGCAACUGUUUGUAGUACUUCUCUGCCAGGGUCUGCGAGGACAAAACAGUACUGUUGGAGGAGUAGCAUGCCACAGUCCUCGAACCCCGGUCUUCAGUAGGCAUAUCCAAUACGGGCAGGAAUCACACAAUGCGAAGUUAUCCAGGAUCAGAUGGCGAAUGAAGGCAGGGGCAUCCAGUGGGCUGGGGAGCUGCCAGGGCUUUGUUUGCAGAGUCCAGUCAUCCUGUCACGUCACAGGUAUGGAUGGAAGCAGAGGAAGGCGCGGGGAAAUCCAAAAAAAAUAACUAAUACAGUCAGGACAAAAGGAAUCAAAACAUGGUAGGGAGGAUACACCAAGAACACGGGGCACACUGGGGAACGCAUGCAGGCAGCAACAUAAGUGACUGGACUGGGGAGUUUAAGACAGGGAGCCACUAUAUACAGAACUGAUAAGGGAGCAGACGAGAGGCACCUGGGGUGAUCCACACAAGGGCUGUAUGUUAUGGGUAUGUCGGCUCAUUAGAGCUGCACAAUGGAGAGAACGAAGGGGAGGGGAUGCAGGGUGUGACAGUAUAAUGGCUCUGAAUAGGCACUGAAGGAAGUCAUGUACAGAAUGCUGCUCAAGAAGAGCUUUGCCUGCAUAUAUAGCCACAAAAUUAACCUAAACAUAUUGCUUUGUGGUGGUCUUCUUAAUAGGCCUAUAUGCAAACAGCAUGAAAACAAUGCAGUAGUCCAAUGAAUGAUGUUUAUGAGGAAAUUCCAUCAGCACAGAGCUUUAACCCCAUGAAACAGUUAUAAACAGGAUAAGGUGGGAUUUUCCCUAAGGAAGCCUGUUACUAAUUUAGUUUUUCAUCUCACCGAAAAUAAGUUGUUCCUAAGAAUUUCAAACAGAGGCGAACUUAUCUUAAGGCAAGUGUAGCAGCGAUUAUGUAGCUAAGCGCCAAGUUGCUGCUCGUCCCAUUGGUGGCAACGCAAGGGUGUGACGAUUCUAGGAUGCCAAAUAGUGGUGGCAAGUAGAUUAGCAAAAGGGACAGAGCUAAUCAUGAAAGCAAAGCAGAGACUGGACGGAGAAGAUGUAUUACAGGGAUCGAUUCCCUGUCUUGAAAGAAUAUGAGGCAGGCAGAAUAAGGACGGUGGAUAUAAAAAGUGUGCCGUUCACCCCGUGUUAAAAUGCCAGAUUUUUGUUGAAGCACCUUUUGAUUUAAUUACAGCAUUCGGCCUUUUUGAGUAGGAGUCUAUCAGCUUGCCACAUCUUGAAUUUAUUUGCCCACUCUUCCUUGUAAACGUGCUCCAAGUACCUCAGAUUGCGAGGGCAUCUCUUCUGCAGAGCUCUCUUUAGCUCACCCCAAAGAUUUCUGCAUUGUAUCUAUUUUAUAUUUUUCCCUCUGUGGUCUAUACUUUUUUCACAUCACAUAUACCUGGUAUUUUAACAGGGGCUGUAUUAUAGCAUAUUAUAAUAUAGGGGAUAUAUACUUAUUUAUAUAUGCUUUACUUUUGAUUAUUGAUUACUUCUGUUUUGAAAGGUUUUGGAGAAGAGGGAGCUGAGCCGGAAGGCAAAGCUAUCGGUCUAUGUUCCUACCCACGCCUGCAGUCUCGAGCUCUGGGUAGUGACCGAAAGAAUGUUAUUGCAGAUACAAGCGGCCUAAAAUGGCCUUCCUGUGCAGGGUGGCUGGGCUGACUGGAAAAUGGAUGGAUAUUUUUUAUUAAGUAUUUAUUAUUUUAAAUGUAUCUUUUUAAAAAAUAAAUUAAUUUAGAUUUUAUCUGCUUACUCAGGUUCCUUUCCACAGUUGUAAAAUAUAAUAAAAAAUAUAUAUAUAUGUAAAUAUAUAUGUAAAUAAAAAUAUAUUUGUGUGUGUGUGUGUGUGUGUGUGUGUGUGUGUGUGUGUUCUGUGACACUCUGGCUUCCCUGCGCCCUGCAUUUUUUCUGCAGUGGAUCGGCAAUUAAUAUGUACAUGUAUGCAAAGUAUCUGUCUAUAAUAAAAUAAACAUUGUGAACAUUCACAAA